AAGCUGCUGGGCUCCAAAGGACGUGAGUCCACGCGGACUGCCAGACGAUGGCGCCCUUGGGGCUCGUCUGCACCUCGCCCAGGGCGAAGCUAGUGGCGAUGGUUCGGGACUUUUGCUUGCCGGUCCUUUUCCUAUAGGGCGGACAUCAUGGUCCGACCAAAGGGACGGCCCUGGCUCAAGCGGCUCGAGGGCCGCCAUUUCCGGAAAAAACACGUUUUUGUUUGUUUUUCCGUAAAUUCAGUUUUGCAUGGUUUUUGGGCGUGAUUUUGCAUGACAGGUUGCCGGUGUUGCGUUUUUCUCACGAUUUUCACGUUGUCGGUCGUGUUUGGAAAGAGCUUCCCCAAGCACGUGAGCCUUGUGAAGGCGAGAUUCGGGGACACUCUGGGGUACGGGGCGGGAACCGCUCGCGGGUGCAAAGGCGUGGUUUCAGACUCACAGUUUUUCUUGACCUCACGUGCCCUGUGCCCAGACUUCGACGUGCAGAUCUUCUCGCAGCGCCGCGAGUUGCCUUUUUGUCACUUUUGGUUGGCCGCUUGCAGGUGGAUCCAAUUCGUGCUACUGGGGACUCUUUGGCUGGGCACCUGUGCGGAUUGGUGUCAACUCGGCCUUUGAGCAGUGUUUCAGGUUUGGUCCUGGAUUUUGAAGGUCGUGUUUUCGCGUGCCAGGCUUUGUCUUGACAUCGGGGCAUACUGUUUGGGUCCCAACUCGCCAAUCUGUCAGGAUUUGCGCGACUUCGAAGACGUUCUGGUUGGGCCCAACCUUGAUCUCUUUGACCCGGUGAGGCCCGUGUAUCUUUGGAAAUCGUGAACUCGUUGAGCCAGGCACUCCGAACUUUUGAGCUUGCGCCUCGAGCUCCACGUUCCGGAUGAGCGCACUCUGGGGCCUUGGCGAGACGUCUGAUGCACACGUGUGGACCCCAGAAACCCCCGCCCUUCAGCCCCUGGCGGCCCGGUGCCGAUUUCGGCUGCUUGUUUUGCAGGAUGUGGGUCAGCCAGUCUGACGGAUGGACGCUGCGAAGCCUUGCAAGGCUUGGCCCGACCGACCUUCAGGCCGCGAGUG
This is a messenger RNA of Effrenium voratum, 1059 nucleotides long. The record is from the annotation of a GenBank genome assembly. Lineage: Eukaryota; Dinophyceae; Suessiales; Symbiodiniaceae.